Entamoeba histolytica HM-1:IMSS is the source of this 3099-nucleotide messenger RNA. Its product is annotated as pro protein convertase subtilisin/kexinType 5 precursor, putative. The transcript is spliced from 4 exons. The record is from RefSeq and is a predicted model, not a curated record. Bases 1 to 3099 code for a protein of 1032 amino acids. NCBI's taxonomy places the organism in Eukaryota, Evosea, Mastigamoebida, Endamoebidae.
AUGACUGUAAUAGAAUGUAAAAGAGGGUGUGAAGCAUGUGAUGAAGAAUAUCAUUGUACAAAAUGUAAUUUAGGAUAUUGGUUACGAAAAUAUUCAUCUAAAGUAAGUCUAUGUGAAAAGUGUCCAACUGGAUGUUUGGAAUGUUCAUCACCGACACAAUGUUCAUCAUGUUCUAAAGGAUAUUAUUUAGAUAAUGGAAUGUGCUAUCAAUGUCCUAUUGGUUGUAGUUUAUGUUCUGGUCCUGAUUCUUGCAUUACUUGUGAAAGAAAUUAUGGUGUUGUUGUUUAUGGAGGUUCUAGUUGGUGUAGUCUAUGUACAACAAUUCGUUGUUCUUCAUGCCAAGUUGGAACAUAUUUGUCUAAUGGAUUAUGCUCUGCAUGUCCUAAUGAAUGUACGACAUGCAACACUUUUAAUGAAUGUACUGGAUGUAAAGAUGGAUAUUAUUUGGAGAAUGGGAAAUGCGUUCUUUGUUCAAACAAACUCAAAGGAUGUACUUCUUGUGAUAUUACUGGAAGUGUUUGUUAUGAGUGCACAACAAGAUACAGACUUUCACAAGGAUCAUGUAUAGGAUGUCCUACUGAAAGAGGAGAAGGAGUUGAUAUGUGUAAUAAUAAAGGAUGGCAAACUAUCUGUCAAUAUGGAUAUACUGAUCCAUAUGGUGGUUGUGAAAAGUGUAAUGGAGGAGAUGCAUGUUUAACUUGUACUUAUAAAGAAAAUAGAUGUCAAAGUUGUAAAGAUGGAUAUUAUUUAAAUCGUAAUAAAUGUGAUAAAUGUGAUGUUUUAGGAUGUGCAUGGUGUCAAGAUGAUCAUACUUCAUGCAAACGAUGCAAAGAAGGAUACUUAUUAAAGAAUGGGGAAUGUGUGUCUUGCACUGAACUACCAGAAUGUGAGUAUUGUAGUAAUGAAUGUAAAAGAUGCUCAAAAGGAUAUGCAUUUGAUAGCCAACAUACUUGUACUAAAUGUAGUAAUUGUGAAGAGUGUAAUACACAAACGUGUUUUUUAUGUAAUGUUUCAUUCCCACAUUGUUCUUCUUGUAGUCAAACUGACAAAGUAUGUUUAUAUUGUGAGGAUGGAUAUACAUUAGUAAAUGGUCAGUGUGUUACAUGUGACAAGGCAAUGAUUGGUUGUUCAACAUGUAAUAAUGACAAGGCAAAAUGUGCAUCAUGUUCAGCUCCAUUAGUGUUGGCAUCAGAUUCAUUAAGUUGUAAGAAUUGCUCAAGCUAUUUUGAACAUUGUCUAGAGUGUAGUCAAGUAUCUUAUAAAUGUGUUAAUUGUGACGUAGGAUAUGUUCCUGUUAAUGGUAUUUGUACUCCAUGUCAAGAAGGAAUUAGUGAAUGUGUCAAGCCAACAAAUGGACAAUGUCCAAUUGGAACAUCACCAUAUAAGGGAUUUUGUUAUGACUGUAAGAAAAAAUUAAAUAAUUGUGAUUUAUGUUCUCAAACUGAAUGGAAAUGUCAUACUUGUCAAAAGGGACUUCUAAAUAAAGAUGGUAUUUGUUCCACUUGUGAUAUUACUAAUUGUGUAACGUGUUCAACAACAGAGUAUAAAUGUGAUCAAUGUAUUGAUGAAUAUGUUCCAUUAGGAAAGAAGUGUUUAACAUGUGGAAAUGACCCAAAUUGUUAUAAAUGUAAUAAUGAUAUGACUUGUUCAUACUGUAAACUUGGAUAUAAUCUUUAUGAAGGUACUUGUACCCCAUGUUCUGAUACUAAUGCUGGGUGUGUUUCACCAAUAAAAGAAGGAAAAUGUAAAUAUAAUAAUUUCCUUUAUCAAAACUAUUGUUAUGAAUGUUCUAAAUAUAAACCUAAUUGUCUAGUAUGUUCUAAUUCAUCACCAAACUGUCUUGUAUGUAAAAAUGGAUAUGGACUAAAAGAAGAUAGAACAUGUGUAAAAUGUGAGACUGGAUGUUCAUUGUGUUAUAAAGCUGAACAAUGUGAAAAAUGUCAAGAAGGAUAUAUGUUGAGAAAAGGAAAAUGUUAUAAAUUUGAGAGUGAUAAUUGUGAUACUAAUUGUUAUAACUCAAGUAUUGGAUGUACUGCAUGUUCCACAACUAAAAUUGAAGAAGAAUCGAAUGGAAUUUGUUUAUUAUGUUCAAUUAAAAAUUGUAAAGUGUGUGAUUGUAAUUUAAAGACAUGUAUUGUUUGUGAGGAUGGAUAUGUUUAUGAUUCAUACACUAAACAAUGUACUGUCAAACCAGGUGAUUUGUGUGAAGUAUAUAAAACAUCAUCAUGCAUUAAGUGUCGAGAUGGUUAUGCAGUUGAUUAUAUUAAUAACAAGUGUAUUAAGUGUGGUAAUAAUUGUAAAACAUGUAGAUAUACUAAUGGUCAUUUCAAGUGUCUAUCAUGUGACUCUUCAUUAAAUUUGUACUUAUUAAAUUCACAAUGUGUUUCUCCGACAAAUGAGAAGUGUAAUGUUGUAGGAUUUGAUAGUUGUAGAUCAUGUAUUAAUAAUACAAAGGUAGUUGAUGGAGAAUGUAAAGAAUGUUCAGCACAUUGCUUGAGAUGUUCACAAGAUGAGUGUCUUCAAUGUGACACAUCAACCAUUCUUCAAAACGGUAAGUGUGCUGAAAAUCUGGAUUGUUUAAUUACAAAUGAAUAUGGAAGUUGUUCAAAAUGUGUUUCAACAAAAGUAUUAAAUUCUGAAACUAGUCUUUGUGAGUCAUGUCCAGAGAAUUGUAAAGAAUGUUUAUCGUCAACAAAUUGUCAUGAAUGUAUGAAUGGUUAUGUUUUAUAUAAUCAAACUAAUUGUAUAAAAUUAGCAAACACAAAGUUAAGGUUGAAAAGAUUAACUAAUUCAUUAAUUCAUCAUUGUGAAAAAGAAACAACAGUUGGAUGUCAACGUUGUGAUAGUGGAUAUUAUCUUACAGAUAUUUUGAUGUGUGAUCCUUGUAUUGAAAAUUGUGAACAAUGUAAUAAUCCAACAACAUGUCAAAAAUGUUCUUCAGGAUAUAUUUUAAAUAAUAGUGUCUGUGUUAAACAAGGAAGAAAAGGUUGUAAAGUUAUUACACAAAAUGGUGAGAGAUGUGCAAUAUGUGAAGAUGGAUAUUUCUAUAAACUCAUUUUUGUUAUAAGUUAUAUAAUACUCAGCCUCAUUUUUAUUUAA